AUGGUAGUUGGACAGCAUAUGAUAACAUCCGGUUCUACCUACUCACUGUUAAGGAAAUUAAAUUUACUUGAUGAUCGUUCACUAAAAUUCAAUCGCCAGGACUCAUUUGAGAUUGUUCGAGAUAAAGCAUGCAAGCGUAUAAUGGAACAACACGCCGAAAACGAGAAGCGCUAUAACCUUCGGUCUCGAAACGUCUCAUUCGUGGAAGGACAAGAGGUGUAUCGCCAGAACUUCAAACAAAGCUGCUUCCAGACAGGAUACACUGCCAAAUUCGGACCUUCUUUUGUAAAGGCAAGAGUUCGCAAGAAGCUGGGAGGCGCGUAUUAUGAACUGGAAGACUUACAAGGCACACUUGUAGGUACCUAUCACGCCAAGGAUAUUCGGCAUUAA
Drosophila biarmipes is the source of this 390-nucleotide messenger RNA. RefSeq lists its product as uncharacterized. The transcript has a single exon. NCBI's taxonomy places the organism in Eukaryota, Metazoa, Arthropoda, Insecta, Diptera, Drosophilidae. The coding region runs from base 1 to 390 and encodes 129 amino acids. The record is from RefSeq and is a predicted model, not a curated record.